Tripterygium wilfordii is the source of this 2238-nucleotide messenger RNA. RefSeq names its product cilia- and flagella-associated protein 251-like. The record is from RefSeq and is a predicted model, not a curated record. NCBI's taxonomy places the organism in Eukaryota, Viridiplantae, Streptophyta, Magnoliopsida, Celastrales, Celastraceae. The coding region runs from base 295 to 1929 and encodes 544 amino acids. The transcript has 3 exons.
GGUCUUGAUGGAUCCCAUCUUUGAAGACCACGACCACAACAACUGAAACAAAUACAAUACAGACAGACACCCUUUUACUCAUCUCCCUAGAGUCUUUAUCAAUCCUCUUCAGUCUUUAACACCCAACUUUUCUUGUUUCUUUUCACUGCAUUAACAAGCUUGGUUUGCCUCUUCAGGAGGUGAUGAAUGUAAAUUUGAUGGAAUGGAGCUGUUUGAUUGUAGGAAUUGUUGCUCUGAGACUCUCAACCAAUUAGAUCAGGAGAGAUAAGGUUUGGGGAUUUCAAGAAAACAAUCAUGUUGAAGCGGUCACCGAGUAGAACCCAAAGAUCAAAAGGUGUCAAGGUAAAACGUGUUCUGCAGAUUCUGUUGUUGCUUGGUGUCUGCUUUUGGUUGAUCUACCAAAUCAAGCAUUCCCGUGAUAAGAAGAAGGAAUAUGAUGAAAAGGAAUCAAAGGUUUCUGUCAGAACUCAAACCGAUGUUGAGAAUUUUAAACUAGGCAGGAAGGACCUUCCUCGUGAGGGAGUGACUAGGAGUGAGAAGCCUGAUGAAGAGGAGGAAGAAGAAACCAGAGGAGACGAUGAAGAAAUGAAGCAUGCAGAAGAAGGGCAAGAAGAGAACAAACAUGAAGAAGAUGAUCAGGAGGAGGAAAACAAGCGUGAGGAACUAGAGCAUGAAGAACAAAAUACACAUGAAGAGGAUGAGCAAGAAGAGCUAGAUAACAAAGGAUUAGCAUCAGAAGAUGAGGGAAAUGGAGGUGGAGAUGAUGAGAUCGAUGAACGUGAUCAAGAGAAAAUUAGAGAAACUGAGCACGAUGAUGAGUUUGUGGAUGAUGAAAAAGAAAGGGAAGAUGGAGCUGAUGAGGAGGGUGGAGGUAGGGAAGGUGAAGACAAAGAGGGUGACAUGGAGAAUGAGAAUUCAUCAGAUGAUCAGGACCUUGAUGGAGGCAAUCUGAAUACUCAUGAAGCCCGAGAGGAGCAUUACAAGGCAGAUGAUGCUUCCAGUGCAGUGUCUCAUGAUACCCAGACUAUGGGCAGCGACUCUCAGAAAGGAAUUUUGGAAGUCCAAGCACAGAACUCAGAAAGGGAAGUUUUGCAACAAGAGAAUCAAUCCAAUAACACGGUCAAAGAUACGGAAGUUCAUGAAAAUAGCGGUUUAACACUGGGAGAAGGUGAUAAAGCUGAAAUAGGUACUUCUUUGGUUCUGGAAUCUGGAGAAAGGAAGGGUAAUGAGAGCAGUACAACUGAGAGAGGGGAUAACUCGCUUUCAAAUUUGACACUGAUAUCCCCAUCCAAUAAUCAACUAGUGGUGGGAAAUAACUCAUUAGAAAUGAGUACAGAAGCUAGCAAAAAUUCAGGUUCUAGUAUGGACGCUUCUGGUUUGUUUCUGCAAAAUGUAACAGAGACAAUGAACUCAACUCAGGCACAGAAUGCAGCUAGUGACGAUGCAACUCGUGAUAAUUCAACCAUUGGAGGAGUUUCCAACUUGCAAACAGCUGAACUGGAACUGGCCAAUAACUCUACCACCAUUUCUGAUAGCAACCAAUCUGAUUCGACUGUACCCACUGGUAUUGAGAAAGCAGAUGCAACUGCCUCCAACUCUAGUAAUUCGGAAGCUAAUGUGCUGGAUGACAUCAUAAGGUCUGAAACAAAGGCUAAAUCAGAGAUCGGCUCUGGGUCUUUAUCGACAACAAAAGAGGACCCUGAUGCAAGUCAAAAUGAGAAGUUGGAUCCCAACAAUGAACCAGGUCGAAUUGAUGGAGACUCUGGAUCUUCUGCUGUAAAUGGGACUGCAGAUGCUAUUCAACAUGAGGCCUUUGAUUCUUCUGAUUCUUCGAUUGCCCAAGAUAUUAAAGAUGUACGCGUAGAUUUGGACACGUUGCCAGAUAUUACUACUGGAGGAAAUAACAUUGAAGAUGCUGCAGCAGAAUGAGAAUCCCGGAGGAAAAUCCUAGCUGGGUUCUUAAGGGCGCAAAAGGUUUUUUUGAUAGAUACUUUGCCACUUUAUUUUCCGACUGCUGCAGUAGGUAAUUGAAUGUUUUAGCAGGGAAAAGGUAGGCAUGUUAAUGAGUGUUAAAUUUGUAUUAGCUUAUGUCAACUUUCCCAUUAUGUUCUUGUAUGUAUAUUUUGUGUUUGACAUAGUCUGCUUUUUAUUUAGUUUUGUUCUAUAUUGGGUUAAGGCUCUUUUUAUGGGUGCAAGAAACUAGUGAGAUUUGGUAUCAAUAGCAUGACAUCUUAAAUU